Messenger RNA from Cyphomyrmex costatus, 3584 nucleotides. RefSeq names its product transcription factor SPT20 homolog. The transcript is spliced from 21 exons. Bases 192 to 3491 code for a protein of 1099 amino acids. The record is from RefSeq and is a predicted model, not a curated record. Gene Ontology annotation, biological process: regulation of transcription by RNA polymerase II. NCBI's taxonomy places the organism in Eukaryota, Metazoa, Arthropoda, Insecta, Hymenoptera, Formicidae. Gene Ontology annotation, cellular component: SAGA complex. Gene Ontology annotation, molecular function: transcription coregulator activity.
GUUUGUGUAGCAGGUUACGCUGCGCUCUCCGCGAAAUGACGUUUGUUGCUAAAUAUUGGUCGCACCGGAGCAAGCAGUAAACCGCCUUGGUAUCCACUGCCGUAGUCUCUCCCUACGUCGAAGAUCAGAAUAUGAACGAUUAUUACCGCAUCAGAUAUGACAUUAAGUGGCAUCAGUAAUCAGAAGUUACAAUGAUUGGUACAACCAAUUGGACUUUAGAAGAUGCGUGUCGGCAGGCUCAGGAGAUGAUUAAUAUAGUAUCAAGAUGUCGGAAGUAUACCCAAGGUCAAAAUUCAUUGGCCUUAACAUCGGAUAAAUCAUUAUCCUCUCAGAAAAAAGAGCAGAGUUACUCCAGGCAUAGUAUCCAAUCUAAACUUACCAGACUGUAUUUUGAAGAACUUUCUAAAGUUCCUCAUGCAACCCCAGAUUCAGUUUUGAACAAUCUUGAAAAUGAGUGUGAUCUUUUGGGGCGGUUAGUGCAAAGGGAAGGUUUAAAUACAUUAAUUGUUAAUCUUUAUGCUGGUAAUAAAGGAUACUCAUUAGCUGUAAGAAAUAGUGAUAAGGGGAAUCAGUACGAUAAAAAUUCAUUAGCUGAGACUCAACUCAUGGGUUACGAACAGGGUGAGCUACUUUCGUGCAUAGAUAAUGGCCAAUUGCCAGCUAUGCUAGCCGAACAACUGGAAUCUAGUUAUUCACAUUUAUUUUAUGACGGCUGCAUAAUUGCUGAAGUUCGAGAUUAUCGAAGAUCAUUUCCUCACAAUAGAGCUGACGUUCAUCAUGUACUUCUUAAACCUACUACACAGAGCGUACUUUCGGACGUAUCGACACUUACAAGUGACGGAGAUUGGAGCCAUGAAGAGCGGUUAAUGUUGGAAUCACAUCUAGUGGCAGCUACUCAAGGUCCUCUAUGUCUAGAUCCGAAUCCUGUCCCCACUUUAGCUAGUACAAGAAUUAAGCAGUCUAAAUCAUUGCUUACUGAUCAUCAACUCAUGCGACAAGCUAAAAAAUUCUCUCAGGUCACAGUAAAUCGAAAAAGAAAACUAGAACAGUUGGCUCAACCAGAAGGACAAACAAUACAUGAUGUAAUAUUGAAAUUCCGUACGAAAAGAAGAGGAUUAGCAACCAAUACUGCCUGUCCACCGCCUUCUCUUACAAACCCUCCUCUGCUUCCACCGUCUUCAACAAUCGAUGUUUUAAGAUUCGCGAAAAUAUACGAACGGCCACGAGAAUCAAAAGACUGUUCGCCGCAAGUCGUAGAAGAAUAUAUAUUAGAACCUGCGGAAAGUCAGGAUUAUAUAAAGCUCUCGAUCCUGCAAAGACCCGCUACUUCCGAGUACCUGGGAGAACUUUAUAUGGACAAGAAUCAUCAAGAUGGAGAGAGGAAUGGUUCUUCUUGCCGAUUUCCAUUGGGUACCAGAGCUGUGGUUAAUCAUUACUAUCAGCAAUUUAAAGAAAUAUUUACUGAAGAAGGUAGGAAAAAUGUGAGAAUAAAACAUAUUGUACCAGGGCAGGCUCCUCGUAUUGCAUGUACACCAGGCAUGCAACGAGCCCAUCAACAGGCGCAACAGGCAAAAGCAGCGCAAUUAGCUCAACAGUUACAGCAAGCUCAGUCUCAACACUCUCAACAUGUAGCACAACAGCAAAUCCGCGCGUCAUUUCAGAUUCUAUCACGGGCUCAAGGACAGCUAACUAAUUUAGCCAGUCAAGUAGCUUCAAUGAAGGCUAUGACAGAAGCCACUACCUCUGCACAAAAUAAUCUUGCAUGCGUGGACUCGGCAAAUAUGCCGCAAGUUAUCCCACAAAAUGACGUUACCACAUUGAGCUCAGCGCAAUCUUUGGCCAAUGGUGGCCCUAACGCGUCGACCUCGGUGCAAAUUGAUAAUCCUGCAAUGGCAGUAGCAGAUAACACCUGUAAUGGUUCUGGUAUUCUGGUCUUUCAGAAGUCGGCUGGUACUAUUAAUAACGCGGCACCCACCAAUGUUCCAGUUUUGCAAGCGCAAUUACAAGCAGGAACACAGAACUGCAUAGGUGAGACUGUCAAUCAGAGCCAAAGUGAGCCACCGUUCAAAAAACAUUCGAAUAAUCCAGCAAUAAACGCUCUUGUUACUUCCCUCAUGAACUCCGCACAGCAAUUCCAACAACAAGCUGCAGCCAAUGCUGCAGCUGCAGCUAUGAAUAACAAUACACAAGCUACAAACAAAUCCAACAACGCUGCGAUCCUUAGUUUAUUAAACAGUACCCCUGCAAAUAUAGCUCAACGUAAGGUUCAAUCCCAACGGAUCUCUCUUAAUGCUUCCAUACCACCUAGAGUUAUCAGUCAUGGCAAUGUAAUCAACGUGCCCAACACCACUGGUCAAGUACGGGUGAGUCUAAGCUCCUCUGCUUUAACGGGACAACUGAGUUGCAAGCAACAACCAGUGAAAGCAACUGCUGUAAGACUUGCGCGAGUCCAGGAUCCUACAUCUACUCUUGGAUUAUCUAUGCCGGGACUUUCGGCUUUGCUUGCUGGCACACCGUCAGCUGACAAUCCGAUACCUGGAAUGAAUUCAACUUCAUCGCUGCUCGAACGGCUCACUGCUUCUUCCAAUCAGAGUAGCCAACCAGCGAGUCCAAUGACCAACCCGACUCCAGCUAACGUCAAUCUACAAGGCGUGAACCUCACUAGUCUGCCGAAUUCUAUCAACGGUCUACAAAACGUUCAGGUUUCGUUUCCAGGCUUAUCACAACCUAUUACGAUGUCAUUGAACGUGUCUCCAACUACUGGUGGAACCGUCACACCUACUGGGGUCAUUGUUUCUCUUCCUAUAUCGUCUGCCACAAAUACCUGUACGACUGUAUCAAGCAUGGUAGCUACAACUGUUGUUACAACAGCUAUCGCUGGGAGUACGCCAACGGUAGUGAUCGCCAAUCCUGCCAAUGUCAAUGCGCAUUUAUCUUUACCAAUCGCCCAAUUAAUACCAUCUGGAGUAAAAGGAUUGUCGCAGCAAAAUAGGAGUAAUAACGCAGUGGCUCUUGCACAGGGAGGACAAGCAAUCCAACUUAUUGGAUCUCAAAGACAGCGAUUUAAUCAUAUGACUCGUCAAGUACAAUCAAAUCAAGUUAAAUCGGCUGUCUUAUCGAAUCAGUUGGUAACAGUUGCCAAAACAGUAACGGCGAGUCAGUUAAUAUUGUCUGGUAAUAAACAAGUAUUAACUCCUAUAAUGGCCGCGACGAAACCUGUGCUUAUGGCGUCGCAGACGACACCUUCUUCCCAAGUAGUACCUGUUAAUAAACAAACUCUAUUGACAAAAUCCUUGCAUGCUAGGGCUUCUACUGGUCAAUGCAGCCAACAGACGCAAAGUCUCGGUGUGACUACUUUAUCGCAACAACAACUUCAGCAGUUACUGGCUGCACAGCAUAAAGUUACCGUCGCGGCAGGAAGUUCUCAAAAUAGGACGCAAAUUGAAGCUCAGAGAAAUUCUACGUCUGCCCCGGGGGAAGACCCCGCCUGAAGAUGUUCAAAUAAAUGAUAACGAUCAUGUUACGUCGAAAUAAUUGAAGCCCGCCCCUGGAAGAAAUGUAAAGAGGCAUUUGUAUAUUAUAUC